GAUCUGUGGGACAUCCCGGCAGGAUGGAUAAAAAGAUAAAGAAGGAAGUGAAGCCUCCUCCUAAGGAUGUGUUUGACCCAUUAACAAUUGAGAGCAAAAAAGCAGCAACUGUGGUGUUAAUGCUGAAUUCUCCUGAAGAAGAAGUUCUGGUUAAAGCCUGUGAGGCCAUUUAUAAAUUUGCUUUAAAAGGUGAAAAAAAUAAAGCAACACUUCUUGAACUUGGAGCUGUGGAACCCUUAACCAGACUUCUCACUCAUGAAGAUAAAAUUGUAAGAAGAAAUGCCACCAGGGUAUUUGUAAUCCUAACUUCUAACAGUGAUGUUAGAAAAUUGCUAAGGAAGUUAGAUGUCAUGAAUUCUGUGAUUGCCCGGCUCACCCCGGAAGAAGACGUAGUUAUCCAUGAGUUUGCUAGUCUUUGCCUAGCAAACAUGUCCAUAGAGUUUACCGGUAAAGUGCAAGUAUAUGAACAUGGUGCAUUGGAGCCACUCAUCAGACUGCUGAGGAAUCCCGAUCCUGAUGUGAAGAAGAAUUCUAUUGAAAGCAUUUACAACUUGGCCCAAGAUUUUGAGUGUCGAACUGCACUUCAAGAACUAAAUGCAAUUCCUCCUGUAUUAGAUCUCUUGAAAUCAGAAUAUCCAAUUAUUCAGCUGUUGGCUCUCAAAACGUUGGAUGUUAUGACAAAGCGUAAGAAGUCCCAGACAAUGCUGAGAGACAAUCAAGGACUGGACCAGCUUAUUAAGAUCCUAGAAACCAAGGAUUUGGAUGACCUUCACAUAGAAGCACUUUCAGUGGUGGCUAAUUGCCUUGAAGAUAUGGAUAGUAUGGUGCUGAUUCAGCGGACAGAGGCACUUCGAAAGCUCCUUGCAUUUGCAGAGAGCUCUACAGUACCUGACAUCCAGAAGAAUGCAGCAAAAGCAAUUGCCAAAGCAGCUUAUUAUUCUGAAAAUAGAAAACUUUCCCAUGAACAAGAAGUUGAAAGGUGCCUUGUAUCCCUUUUGGAUUUGGAAAGCGAUGGAACUAAAAUCGCUGCUUCCCAAGUUAUUUCAGCAAUGUGUGAGAACACAGGCAGCAAAGAGUUUUUUAAUACUCAGGGGAUUCCAGAGAUGGUGCACUUGCUCAGAAGUGACAACGAAGAGGUCAGAGAAGCCGCUGGCCUGGCCGUGGCCAACUUGACCACCUGCAGUCCUGUUAAUGCAAAGAAAGGCAGAGGGAAAAAGGAAGAGGAGAAAAUGAGAGAGGAGGAAGAGGUCCUCACAAUACCAAAGCUGGCUGGAGAAGGUGGCCCUGAGAAAGAAUGGUACCCUCCCCCUGACCCUGGCUUCUGCACAUAUGUGUACGAAGUGACCAAGUCAAUCCUGCCCAUGACCAAUAUUAAGGAGCAGAUUGAGGCUCUGGCCAAAUAUGUAGCAGAGAAAAUGGGUGGUAAGAUUCCAAAAGACAAAAUACCUGAUUUCAGCUGGGAACUUCAUAUAAGUGAACCAAAAUUUCAACUUACAUCCAAUGUUAUACCAAUUGGAUAUAUCAAAAAAGGGAUCUUCUACCAUCAAGCUUUGCUUUUCAAGGCUCUGGCUGAUAGAAUUGGUGUUGGCUGCUCUUUGGUUCGAGGAGAGUAUGGCCAUGCAUGGAAUGAGGUGAAGCUGCUGGACCUGUCUCAGAAGGGGGUGACCGGGUGCCUCCCUGCACCAGAUACCUACAUUGUUGACCUCAUGUUCAAUCUUCGGGAACUUUUGGAGGUAGGAAGCAAAGAGGCCAAUAUUUAUCAAUUUAUCUAA
Octodon degus (degu) is the source of this 1772-nucleotide messenger RNA. RefSeq names its product armadillo repeat-containing protein 3-like. Lineage: Eukaryota; Metazoa; Chordata; Mammalia; Rodentia; Octodontidae. Gene Ontology annotation, molecular function: protein binding. The transcript has a single exon. Bases 24 to 1772 code for a protein of 582 amino acids. The record is from RefSeq and is a predicted model, not a curated record.